AUGAGCAGUCCACUCAAGCGCAAGCGCUCUGCGGCAUCAUCGAGUCGUGAUCCUUCUGCAUCGCAUGGCGCUGCACGAGCUGGUCAAGGACAGUUGUCGGUACCUGCGUUGGCAGACGGGCCAGCUCCAACGCGCGCCGAGCUCGAAAGAUGUGUGGGCAGGCUAAGUGCUACGAUGCUGCAACUCGAAGCACUUGUCCACCGGCUUCCAGAUACUUCGCCGCGCGCUGUCCUCUCCGAAGUCUCGGCGCCAGCACAAUCCUUUUCGACCCAGCCAGCUGAAGCCAACUCCGAUUCGCGCAAGGCGCCAGAGCAGUCGUGCUCAAGCUGUGCCGCCCUUCAACAGCGCGUUCGGGAGCUUGAGGCCAGGGAAGCAGCGCACAAGAAGGAGAAAGAGGCGUGGGCUGCGUUCAAGCAGUGGUGGCUGCGAUCGCUCGCCAAGAAGGAGCGCACCAAUCACCAGCGCUCUCCAAAGUCUUCUCCAAUCGCCGCUGUCUUGGGCAAAUCAAGCUCUCCGCGACGACAGCGGACGAGCACACUCAGUGCGUUCAACAAACUCGACCCAGCAAGUCGCGAAAUCUGGAUCCAGGCUGGCAUCGUAGACGGCCCCUCUUCCUCAAGCCAACUUGACGCCAAUAUCAGCGAGCCUAGUCCGGGCCCAAGCGCGCCGGAAGCCCCUGUGGUUGGUGGUGAGAGCGGACCUAGCGAGCCCAUCCUACCCAUCGCAGGUGCACGGCGCGAUGUCGGAUGGGUCGAUUCGACGCCUGUGCGAUCGCGCAUCCAGCGCCGCACCAUGAUCGCUCACGACUGUCCCGACUGCGCCUCGUUCUACUCGCACCUCAACGAGCUACGCCCCAACAACCCCGGCGACGCAGAGAAAAACGCUUGCUCCCGUCACCGCACCACCCAUGCACGUCAAGCGACCCCAGAGGGAUACUGGAAUAUCGGCUUCCCCACCACACAGGAUGCCGAGCUCAUCAACGACUCGGCCCGCAAAGCUCGUCCGCCACGCUGA
Molecule: messenger RNA, 1014 nt
Organism: Moesziomyces antarcticus
Lineage: Eukaryota; Fungi; Basidiomycota; Ustilaginomycetes; Ustilaginales; Ustilaginaceae
Exons: 1
Coding region: 1-1014 (337 amino acids)
Biological process (GO): DNA double-strand break processing involved in repair via single-strand annealing; double-strand break repair via homologous recombination
Cellular component (GO): site of double-strand break
Molecular function (GO): flap-structured DNA binding; double-stranded DNA binding; Y-form DNA binding
Source: RefSeq, a predicted model, not a curated record